GUAGUGGUGUUGUAUUUUGUUUGCUUUGGAAGAGAAUUGUGUUGUGUGUACAGGCAAAACAGCAGCGAGCCCAUUAAUCACAAAGGAUCCAGGUCAUGGAGGAGGAGGAGAUCCAGGAAAUGCGGGACUUGAUUGCCCAAUUGAAAGCAGACAACGAACGAUUACGACAGGAACAGUCACGCUCUGCCCCAGAGGUUGAUGCGAGCCAUGGUGGUCUGGGGGCUGUCCUCUCCCAACAACAGGACGGGGUGGUGCGUCCUAUUGCUUACGCCAGCCGAGGAUUAAGGCCAACUGAACGCAAUAUGGAUAACUACAGCUCCAUGAAACUUGAAUUUUUAGCCCUUAAAUGGGCCAUGACUGAAAAAUUCAGAGAGUACUUGUUGGGCCAUAAAUGUCUUGUGUUCACUGAUAACAAUCCCCUCAGUUAUCUUAGUACUGCCAAGCUGGGUGCCACUGAACACCGAUGGGCUGCACAACUUGCCUCCUUUGACUUCAAGAUUCAGUACCGGUCAGGGCGUACGAACAGGAACGCAGAUGCCCUUUCCAGAAAACAUCCAUCUACCGGAGAACAGGUUGGUGCUCUUCUUCCAGGGAGUAGCCUGCCUGAAUCCCUGCAGCUGAUGAUGGAGAGACAGGAUGCUAUGCUGCCAUUACAGUCCUCCCUGAACGCACCACAAAGGAUAUCAUUCCUGAGGCAGUGGGAUCGCCUGGUGGAGAAGGAUGGUGUCCUCCACCGCAAGACCUUCCGUCCCGAUGGUGCUGAGGAGAUGCUACAGCUGUUGCUGCCCACAGCCUUGAAGGAGGAGGUCCUGACGCAGGCUCAUCAGGACCAUGGCCAUCAAGGGACUGAGGCUUCUGUGGUGGCGGUGGUGACCCCUGGAGGCGGAAACCACGGAGGACGUCCGGGGGGCGUCCGCAGAGCGGUGGCCGGACACCUGGAGGCGGGUCCGGCGGACGUUGAUAGCGCCAAGGGAGGCGGCGACGAGGAGUCUCUGGUGCCACCCGGAGGCGGCGACGAGGAGUCUCUGGUGCCACCCGGAGGCGGCGACGAGGAGUCUCUGGUGCCACCCGGAGGCGGCGACGAGGAGUCUCUGGUGCCACCCGGAGGCGGCGACGAAGGGACACGGGAGGAGCACUAUGAGGCUGGGGCUCAAGAGGAACACAAAGAGCUGGAGUCUCGGGAGGAGCUCUAG
This is a messenger RNA of Gambusia affinis (western mosquitofish), 1193 nucleotides long. RefSeq lists its product as uncharacterized. The transcript is spliced from 5 exons. The record is from RefSeq and is a predicted model, not a curated record. The coding region runs from base 96 to 1193 and encodes 365 amino acids. NCBI's taxonomy places the organism in Eukaryota, Metazoa, Chordata, Actinopteri, Cyprinodontiformes, Poeciliidae.